Molecule: messenger RNA, 593 nt
Organism: Tilletiopsis washingtonensis
Lineage: Eukaryota; Fungi; Basidiomycota; Exobasidiomycetes; Entylomatales
Exons: 1
Coding region: 58-537 (159 amino acids)
Source: RefSeq, a predicted model, not a curated record
CACCCACUCCUCUCUCUCUCUCUAGUUGCACACGCCCCAAGCGUGCCCGUCGGCACGAUGCCCCGCUGUCCGCCUGGCUUGUUUCCCCCCGUCUCGACUUCAUUGCGCUCGCCACCUUGCCCAUCGUGCCUCGUUGACUUUCAUCGGUGCUUAGCCCGAUCAUGCCCUUCGCCAGCUCGCCGUCUCCUUCCCGGCAACUGCGCCAGCCACUCCUCGCCCCUACUCUCGCGCACGGCGGGCGGGCGGCCGGGCGGGCACUCACUUUGCAGUGGCAUUGCCCAUCUUGCUCAUGAUGACACCUUCCUGCGUGUGCGGCGCAUGCGUGGCCACUUGCAGUGCGUCUGUGAGGAGGGGCAGUGGCGGCAGGGGCUGUGGCCCACUGCCUUGUCCCUGUCGCUCCGGCGCCACGGCGGCCAGCUGUGCGUCGUAGAGCGAGCCGUGCGCCGGGCGGGAGAGGUAGAGCGCAGAAGGCACGAGCAGCACGAGGGCGGCCAGCAGGAAGAGCUGCAGGAAACGAGGGAGAGAAGGCAUGGCUGAGGCGGGCGCCCAGAAGAUGCAAGUCCGAGAGGGCGUGGGUGAUGGAGGGAAAGCAA